UCCUCAUCGUGCCUCCUUCUGCUCCACUCUCUCUCUCUCUCUCUCCAGACUCCCAUCCCACUUCUCUGUCGCAUUCAUAGAUACAUUUUAUAUAUGUGUAUAUAAUGUAGUGAUUGUUUGUGUGUGUAUGUGUGAGUUGAGUUUGGAAGUGUGAUUGAAACAGUGAAUCCAAUUCGAUUCGAGCCCUAGGAAUCGAAGAUGGGGUGUGCACAGUCGAAGAUUGACAAUGAAGAGUCGGUUUCGAGGUGCAAGGAUCGGAGGAACUUCAUGAAAGAGGCGGUUUCUGCUCGGAACGCUUUCGCCGCCGGCCACUCCGGCUACGCCGUGGCGUUGAAGAACACCGGCGCCGCCUUGAGUGACUACGCUCAGGGCGAAGCGGAUAACAACGACGAAGAUAACCACGGCGGAGCCGCUGUUUUGGAGCCGCCGCCUCCGAUGAUGGAAUCGGCUUUCCCUCCGCCGCCUCCGCCGCUUCCUUCCUUCUCUCCGGCGGCACCGCCGCUACAGCGGUCUGUGACGAUGCCGGAGAUGUCGGUAUCGGAAAUGAGUCGGAAGAUGAAGCACGUUGCUAUUGCUGAGGAGGAGGAGGGAAAUGGUGAUGUCAAUGUAGAUGGAGAUUUGCGGCGGCGAGAUCGGAGAAAUGUGGCGGCGGGGGCGGAGGCCGGUGGUGUUGAUACGCCGGUGACUCCGCAUUCUCCAAUGCGGACGCCGGAGCCACCGCCUCCGCCGCUGGAGUUGAAGGGGAUGGCUUGGGAUUACUUCUUCAUGGUCGAAAACAUGCAGGAACAAUCGCAGAGUGAAUCGGAGGACGUUGCGGAGCAAAAGGAUGAGAAUGAGGAGGGAGGGUUUGAUGAGAGAUUUGGUGGGGUGGACAAUGUGGGUGGGAAGAUUGGGGAUGAGGAGCCAAAGACGCCGGAGAAGGUGGUGUUGCAAGGGUUGGAGACGGAGGCGGAGGUGACGCCGGUUGGGAACGAGAAACAAUUUGUGCAUUCGAAUACCGCCCCAUCGGAUAUUUGGAGAGGGACUAAUAAUAAUAAGGUUGUUGGGUCUAGUGUGAAUUUAUUGAAGAUAUUAGGUGAGAUUGACGAUCAUUUCUUGAAGGCUUCGCAGGCUGCGCAAGAGGUCUCGAAAAUGCUUGAAGCAACUCGGUUGCAUUAUCACUCGAAUUUUGCGGAUAAUAGAGGACAUAUUGACCAUGCUGCAAGGGUCAUGCAAGUUAUUACAUGGAAUAGAUCAUUUAGAGGUGCACCUAAUGGUGAUGGUGUGAAGGAGGAUUUCGAUACAGAGGAAUACGAGACACAUGCCACUGUUUUGGAUAAGUUACUAGCAUGGGAGAAAAAGCUAUAUGAGGAAGUAAAGGCUGGUGAGCUUAUAAAGCUCGAGUAUCAAAGGAAGGUUGCCCGGCUGAACAAGUUGAAAAAACGUGAUGCUAGUCCCGAAUCGUUGGAGAAGACAAAGGCAGCUGUAACUCAUUUGCACACAAGAUAUAUAGUUGACAUGCAGUCUUUGGAUUCAACAGUUUCUGAAGUGAAUCACAUACGUGAUCAUCAGUUGUAUCCGAAACUUAUUGCUCUUGUUAAUGGGAUAACCAAGAUGUGGGAAUUAAUGUGCAUACAUCACGACAACCAGCUGAAGUUUGCUACAGACCUCAAAUCCCUAGAUGUCUCCGGAGCUCCCAAGGAAACCACAAAGCAUCAUCACGAACGUACUGUCCAGCUUUCGAAUGUCGUCCAGGAAUGGCAUUUGCAAUUCGAAAAGCUCGUGAUGAAUCAAAAGCACUACAUCCGAGCCCUAAACAGCUGGUUGAAGUUGAAUCUCAUACCCAUCGAAAGCAGCUUAAAAGAGAGAAUCUCAUCACCACCUAACAUCGAGACCCCCCCAAUCCAACUCCUCCUGCAUUCUUGGCACGAUCAUCUCGAGAAGCUUCCUGACGAGCUCGCCAAAAGUGCAAUUGCUUCCUUCACCGCUGUGAUCAAAACCAUCAUAGUUCAUCAGGAGGAGGAGAUGAAGCUAAAGGAGAAGUGCGCGGAGACCAGAAAAGAGUUGUUGCGUAAGAGCCAGGCGUUUGACAAGUAUAAGAAUAGAAGAGCUUCAAUGGAUGAAAAUGACCCUGAUCGAGGUGAAGGAACAAGGGAUCAUGUUUCGGAGAGAGAGUUUGUGGUGGAGAGCUUGAAGAAGAAGUUGGAAGAGGAAGAAGAAGUUCACAGGAAGCACUGUGUUCAGGUAAGGGAUAAAUCACUGGGGAGUCUCAAGAUUCGGUUGCCUGAGCUCUUCAGGGCCUUGUCGGACUAUUCUCAUACCUGUUUCGAUGCUUAUGAACGAUUGCGAUGGGUCACUCAAUCACAGAACCCAAAUGGUAAUGUUGUUUCAUGAGAAUCUAUGAUCUCUUUUUUUGUUUUUGUUUUUGUUUUCGUGUUUUUUUGGGUUAGAUCUGUUACCUGUGUCUCAAAUAUUUAUGUUAGUUUUUUUUUUUUUUUUUUUGUAAUGUAUGUAUGUAUGUAAGAUGAUGUUUUUCCUUUGUUUUGGUAAUGUCUGCAAUCUUCAUGUUCUUGUA
Camellia sinensis is the source of this 2554-nucleotide messenger RNA. RefSeq names its product DNA ligase (DUF630 and DUF632). The record is from RefSeq and is a predicted model, not a curated record. Lineage: Eukaryota; Viridiplantae; Streptophyta; Magnoliopsida; Ericales; Theaceae.